This is a messenger RNA of Brassica rapa (field mustard), 3642 nucleotides long. RefSeq names its product disease resistance protein RFL1. The record is from RefSeq and is a predicted model, not a curated record. Gene Ontology annotation, molecular function: protein binding; ADP binding. NCBI's taxonomy places the organism in Eukaryota, Viridiplantae, Streptophyta, Magnoliopsida, Brassicales, Brassicaceae.
AAAAGAGAUUUAAAAAAGGAAACAAGAGGAGAAUGAAAAGCAGUUUACCUGAUGAACUGUGAUGGUCUUUGUUCUGUUAAUAUGCUUUCUUGGUUCGGUUUUGGUUUGUAAGUCUAGAUCAUUGACUUCGAGUUGGCUAGAGUUGGGGUAAGUUAGGGGGACUGAGUGCAAAUUACUUGUCUGAUGGGUUGUCUCUAUGAAGAAUUUUUGGAUCGUCUUUCAUUUAAGAGUGUAAAUUUUUCUUGUAAUAUAAGUCAGUACCUGAGAUCAAGAUGACUGCAUUUUCUAAGGUUCAUGCUCAGCAGUCAAUUUUUGAUUAUUAUUACUCUCUCGAAGUUGCUUGCAAAGGCUAAUGACAAACUGCAGAUUGACUUAUGACGACUACAGACAGCUAGGUGUAUUCAAGAUCUCUUAGCUUCAAGGGAUAUAAAAUCAACGAUGGUGGAGGAAAACGAAAUGAACAUGAGUAAACCAACUUCCCCAUUUGAACCAGACCAGAGCCAUAUGGAAAAACAUGUAUGUUUGGGCAGCUCUUUCGUCAGUUUGACGUUGAGCUAUCCACGUUUAGUGCAUUUUGGACGUCUUAUCAGUGAAGUUGCGUGGGUAUAUUAUGUCAUUUAUGUGAAACGUGGAAUAAUAGGAAAGAAUAUGGGGUUGCUUCAAGAAACAUGUAAUAAAAUAAGGAUCAUUUCAGAUGGAGGAGACUUGGAUACUUUGGUUUCUAUGGUGGAUAAAUAAGGAUCUCUGAACUCAUGCGCUCAUGCAAACAUUUUAUUCAUAUCUUCUCUUCCUUUUAAAUAUUUGCUGGUUAACUUCUUCUGUGAAUCUCUCUCGUCUGUGCAGCGAUGGGAGGUUGUUUCUCUGUCUCAUUGUCAUGUGAUCAAGUUGUGAAUCAAGUCUCCCAAUGGUUAUGCCUCAAGGGGAGUUAUGUUCACAACCUCGCCGAGAAUCUAGCGUCACUGGAGAAAGCCAUGGGAAUGCUAAAGGCGAAGAGAGAUGAUGUUCAAGGAAGGGUAAACAGAGAAGAGUUUACUGGGCAUCGUCAAAAGCUUGCUCAAGUCAAGGUAUGGCUUACGAGUGUCCUUACCAUAGAAAGCCAAUAUAAUGAGCUUCUUAAUACUAGUGAACUCGAGCUUGGAAGGUUGUGUCUAUGUGGUUUUUGCUCUAAAAAUAUGAAACUUAGCUGUAGUUAUGGGAAAAAGGUUAUCGUGAUGUUGAGAGAGGUAGAGAGUCUUAUCUCUCAAGGAGAAUUUGAUGUGGUGACUGAUGCAGCUCCUGUAGCUGAGGGUGAAGAGUUGCCUAUCCAAUCAACAGUAGUUGGUCAGGAAACAAUGCUUGAAAUGGUAUGGAACCGCCUGAUGGAAGAUAGAGUUGGGCUUGUUGGUCUGCAUGGAAUGGGUGGCGUUGGCAAAACCACCCUUCUCAUGCAGAUCAACAAUAGGUUUUCUGAAAGAGGUGGCGGAUUUGAUGUUGUGAUAUGGGUUGUGGUGUCACAAAAUGCAACAGUCCAUAAGAUUCAAGGGAUCAUUGGUGAAAAGCUAGGCCUUGGGGGGAAAGAGUGGGAGGAGAAAAGUGAGAUGAAGAGAGGCCAAGACAUCCACAACGUUCUUAGGAAGAAGAAGUUUGUGUUAUUGUUGGAUGAUAUAUGGGAGAAAGUGAAUUUAAGUACGAUUGGAGUCCCAUAUCCGAGCAAGGUAAACGGAAGCAAAGUAGUAUUUACCACCCGCUCUCGAGAUGUGUGUGGGCGCAUGGGAGUUGAUGAUCCGAUCGAAGUCCGUUGUCUGGACACGGACAAAGCCUGGGAUUUGUUCAAAAAGAAAGUCGGGGAGAUUACACUGGGAAGGCACCCAGACAUUCCCGAACUAGCAAGAAAAGUCGCUGGUAAAUGCCGAGGCCUACCAUUGGCACUUAAUGUCAUUGGUGAAACCAUGGCGAGCAAAAGAUCAGUACAAGAGUGGCGUCGAGCAGUUGAUGUGUUGACUUCAUCUGCGACAGAGUUUUCAGGCAUGGAAGAUGAGAUUCUUCCAAUAUUGAAGUAUAGCUACGAUAGUUUGGAUGGUGAGGUGACCAAGUCAUGUUUUCUAUAUUGCUCUCUGUUUCCUGAAGAUGACCUUAUUGAUAAAGAGAUAUUGAUAGAGUACUGGAUAGGUGAGGGGUUCAUUGAUGAGAAGGAAGUUAGAGAGAUGGCAUUGAACCAAGGUUAUGAUAUACUCGGGACCCUUGUCCGUGCAUGUUUGUUGUUGGAAGAUGACGAGGAUGAAAGAGAAGUGAAAAUGCAUGAUGUGGUGCGGGACAUGGCCAUGUGGAUAGCUUCGGAUCUAGGAAAGCAUAAAGAAAGAUGUAUCGUACAAGCUCGUGCCGGGAUACGUGAAAUACCCAAAGUGAAGAACUGGAAAGAUGUGAGAAGAAUUUCGUUGAUGGGAAAUAAUAUUCGAACCAUAUCUGAGAGCCCUGACUGUCCUGAACUUACAACUGUCCUCCUUCAAAGAAACCACAAUCUGGAAGAGAUAUCAGAUGGAUUCUUUCAGUCUAUGCCAAAGCUACUGGUUUUGGAUUUAUCAUAUAAUGUUCUCAGAGGAUUACGAGUGGAUAUGUGCAAUUUGGUUUCCUUGAGAUAUCUUAACUUGUCAUGGACAAAGAUAUCAGAAUUACAUUUUGGUUUAUACCAGUUGAAAAUGCUAACACAUCUGAAUUUGGAGGAGACGAGGUACCUUGAGCGUUUAGAAGGGAUAUCAGAAUUGUCAAGCUUGAGGACAUUGAAGCUACGAGAUUCCAAAGUGCGGCUAGAUACGAGCCUCAUGAAGGAGCUGCAGCUCUUACAACAUAUAGAGUAUAUAACCGUAAAUAUCUCGUCAAGUACUUUGGUUGGGGAGACAUUGUUCGAUGACCCCAGAAUGGGAAGAUGCAUCAAAAAAGUUUGGAUUCGCGAGAAAGAGCCAGUAAAAGUAUUAGUUUUGCCAGAUUUGGAUGGUCUCUGUUACAUCUCCAUACGGAGUUGUAAAAUGUUGGAGGAAAUAAAGAUAGAGAAGACACCAUGGAACAAAAGCCUGACAAGUCCAUGCUUCUCAAACCUCACUCGAGCAGAUAUACUAUUUUGUAAGGGUCUAAAGGAUUUGACGUGGCUGUUGUUCGCUCCAAACCUUACUGUUCUUCAAGUGAAUAAAGCAAUACAACUAGAGGAGAUAAUAAGCAAAGAGAAAGCUGAGAGUGUUUUAGAGAAUAAUAUUAUUCCUUUCCAGAAACUAGAAUUUCUUUACUUGACCGAUUUGCCUGAGCUUAAGAGCAUCUACUGGAAUGCUCUGCCAUUUCAACGUCUGAGAGAACUUGACAUAGACGGUUGUCCAAAGCUGAGAAAGCUUCCUCUGAAUUCGAAAAGCGUCGUCAACGUUGAAGAAUUUGUCAUAUACUGCUGCCAUGACAAAGAAUGGUUAGAAAGAGUUGAAUGGGAGGAUGAAGCCACAAGACUCCGUUUCUUACCUUCAUGUAACACUCCGGGAUUCCAAUGAUCUGUUGUUCUGUUUCUCUUUUUUUCUUCUGUAAUUGCAUACUCUGUUUCACGUAAGCUGUUAAUUAUGUGGAUGUCUUGGAUAAUUUACUCAUUCUCUGUUUCAAACUGUUAAUAGUUUUAGUUUGUCCUAAAAA